This is a messenger RNA of Eruca vesicaria subsp. sativa (arugula), 1183 nucleotides long. Lineage: Eukaryota; Viridiplantae; Streptophyta; Magnoliopsida; Brassicales; Brassicaceae. The record is from the annotation of a GenBank genome assembly.
CUGGAAACUGCAUGUAGUGGAGUUUCAUAAACUAAAACGACAGAUUUUGUUAAUCAGUUACAGCUUACAACUGUCAACCCACAAGCAAAUUAAAUUUUGCAGAGACAGUUAAUACUUCUUCUAAAGACCAAACACAUAGGAUUCAUCGCCUGAGAUUCGAACAUGGACGGAGUUCUUACAGUGGUUCCAUCUGUAAUUUGUGGUGUGUCUCUGCACAGUUCAUGUCGGAACAGGGUUAAUGCUGGAUCCAGACACCAUUCUCCCAAUCCAGUUUCAGGUCUUCAAACUGGGAAUCGCGUUUCCAUUAUUCACCCAUCUCAGAAAGGAAGUUCCUUUCCUAGAAAGCGACAUUGUCUUGAAACUUGGCGCAUGGUGAUGAUAAAAUCCGCAGCUUCUUCAGUUGGAAAUACAGACGAGAACGUGGAAGAACCAGCUACAAGUGUGAAGUUUCAGAGAUCUGUGACAUUACCUGGUUGUGCUACUACGCUCUCGUUGCUUGGCACUGGGUUUAGAGAGAAAAAGUUUGCAAUCAUUGGUGUCAAAGUCUAUGCUGCUGGUUUAUACGUGAAUGAAUCUAUUUUAACCGGGUUAACCGCUUGGAAAGGGAAGUCUGCUGAUGAGAUUCAAAGAGAUAGAUCACUGUUUAAUUCCAUUUUUCAAGAUCAAGCAGAGAAAUCGUUGCAGAUUGUUCUUGUGAGAGAUGUUGAUGGUAAAACCUUCUGGGAUGCAUUGGAUGAAGCCAUUUCACCAAGAAUCAAAUCUCCUUCUCCUGAUGAUAAAACUGCUCUCUCUACAUUCCAAGGGAUCUUCCAAAACAGACCUCUCAACAAAGGAAGUGUCAUACUCUUGACUUGGAUCAAUCCUUCUAAAAUGCUUGUUUCUGUUUCAUCCGGAGGGUUACCAAAGGAUGUGGAUGCAGCGGUUGAGUCAGAUAGUGUUACAUCUGCUCUGUUCGAUGUGUUCUUUGGGGACUCUCCAGUUUCUCCUACACUGAAAUCCUCAGUGGCUAACCAAUUAGCUAUGGUCCUCAGAUAAAACUGUAAAUGUUACAUAUCAUGUUGUAAUAUGAAUAUUUUGGAACUUGUGGUGUUAAGUCUAUGUUUGUAUUAAUCUUGUAUAACCAGAUAAAGACAUCAUGUUUGAGUUUAAACUUAAUACUGGAGUUCCUAAUAUUGGAAAUUAA